This is a messenger RNA of Salvia hispanica, 615 nucleotides long. RefSeq lists its product as uncharacterized. NCBI's taxonomy places the organism in Eukaryota, Viridiplantae, Streptophyta, Magnoliopsida, Lamiales, Lamiaceae. The record is from RefSeq and is a predicted model, not a curated record.
AUGCAGCAGCAGCAUCAGCCGGCGGUACCUCGACCCAUCCAUCGUCGCAUUUAUAUACCUCGUGACCACAUCGCAGCACACCAUCGGUUGUACGCGGACUACUUUGCUCCACAGCCGCGGUUUGGAGACAACUUAUUCCGCCGACGUUUCAGUAUGCGUCGUGAACUGUUUCUUUGUAUCGUUGGUGCUUUAGAGCGUCGACACUUAUAUUUCAGGAUGAGAGAGGAUGCGGAUGGUAGACCGGGCCACGCCAUUCAGAAGUGCACUGCAGCGAUCAGGCAGCUGGCUUACGGAGGUACGACCGACAUGUUCGACGAGUACCUCCACAUCGGCGAGACGAAUGCCCGCGAAUGUAUGGAGUUUUUUUGUCAAGGCAUUAGGGAGAUAUUCGGGGAUACCUAUCUUCGGAAGCCUACCCCCCAAAACUGCCAGGAUCUGAUGGCUAUGCACGGGAGCCAGCACGGGUUUCCGGGAAUGUUGGGCAGCAUAGACUGUAUGCAUUGGGAAUGGAAGAACUGUCCCUCCGCCUGGAAAGGGUUGUUCACAACCGGUUUCAAGAGCAAACAUCCCACGAUAGUCCUUGAGGCGGUAGCUGACUACCGGCUGUGGAUUUGA